Messenger RNA from Fundulus heteroclitus (mummichog), 651 nucleotides. Its product is annotated as peptidyl-tRNA hydrolase ICT1, mitochondrial-like. The coding region runs from base 21 to 611 and encodes 196 amino acids. Gene Ontology annotation, molecular function: translation release factor activity. Gene Ontology annotation, biological process: mitochondrial translational termination. Gene Ontology annotation, cellular component: mitochondrial large ribosomal subunit. The record is from RefSeq and is a predicted model, not a curated record. NCBI's taxonomy places the organism in Eukaryota, Metazoa, Chordata, Actinopteri, Cyprinodontiformes, Fundulidae. The transcript is spliced from 6 exons.
CAGCACAUCAACAGUCGGCGAUGACGUCACAUAACAUGGCGACAUUCGUCGUUCGGCGCGUCUGUUCUCUUUGCAGCAGAGUGAAAGCGGUUCCUCCGCUCGGUAACCUGUGCAGAGAGAAGUUUAGAUUAGCCAGCAACAGACCGCCGGGGGCCUGCUAUGGGACGAGAGGCUCGGACUACACGCAGGACACGCAGGUGCACGUUCCUGUUGAGCGUCUGACCGUGUCCUACAGCAGAAGCAGUGGUCCUGGGGGUCAGCAUGUCAACAAAGUCAACACUAAAGCAGAAGUCCGAUUUCACGUGCACACUGCGGAGUGGAUCCCUGAAGAUGUCCGGCAGAAAAUUGUAGAAAAGAACAAAAGCCGCAUCAAUAAGGCCGGGGAGCUCCUGGUGACGUCGGAGGUGAGCAGGAGUCAGCAGAGAAACCUGUCGGACUGUCUGCAGAAGAUCUCUGCCAUCAUAGACGAGGCCAGCCAGAGACCCCGAGAACCAUCGGCUGCAGACAUAGCUCUACGAGCAGCCCGGCUGGAGAAGGGGAACAAAGAGCGACUCAAACAGAAGAAGAUCCUUUCAGCCGUCAAGAACAGCAGACGGGUGGAUUUUGACUGACCAGCGAGCGUCUUGCUCCACACGAAAAUGUGAUCUGCCC